AUACUUGAGAGCUGUAUGCCUAUACCAGCGGCAGGACUACAGCGCCCGGCGGCCCCUGCGCUCCGCCCCCACCUGCCCGCCUCUCGCCGCUCCCGCCCGCCGGCUCGCCUCAGGGGGAGCCUGAGGAGGGAGGGAGGGAGGAGGCGGCGGAGCCGGUGUCCUGCCCCGUCCCGUCCCCGCGUCCCCGCCGUGGCCGCUGAUGAGGUGAAGAUGGUGAUCCGCGUCUUCGUCGCCUCCUCCUCGGGCUCGGUGGCGAUAAAGAAGAGGCAACAAGAUGUGGUGAGGUUUCUGGAAGCCAAUCGCAUCGAGUUUGAAGAAGUGGAUAUCACAAUGUCAGAGGAGAAAAGACAGUGGAUGUACAAAAACAUUCCCGAGGACAGGCAGCCCGCACAAGGCAACCCACUGCCACCGCAGAUAUUCAGCGAUGACCGGUACUGUGGAGAUUACGAAGGCUUUUUUGAAUCAAAGGAGAGCAACACUGUCUUUUCCUUUCUUGGACUGAAACCAAAUUUAGCAUCAAAGGAGUCAUAACCCUAGAAAACCUAUCUGAACUAUCACCAACCGCAUCUUCUGGAUGAAUGACCCUGUCCUUCAGCACACGACAGCUUCACUUAUGGAUCACUGUGAUAGAGCAAACGCAUCCUUAGUAGUAGUCUGCUUGCCAUGAGACAGUGCUCUCCAACAAUUCGGGGUUAAUAACACGUAUAUGGAGUAGGAUUAAGUCCGGGCUACUGAUCUUCCUUUUUAAAAUACUCACUGUUGGUGUUCCACUUUUGGCUUUGGAUUGCUUUUGCAGCUGGCACUGAUAUUCUAAUAGACACACGUUUAAAGAUAAGAAGUGGAAGUGGGGGCUGCUGUCAUUCGUGGGUACUCUCACAUAGUUGGGUUCCUUACCUUUUUUUGAUUGUUCCAGCUACUGUUGUUGAAGUUAGGUCGUCAUGACAGUAAAAGUGCUGGUGGUUAUUGGAAUGUUUGUGCUAGCUCAGAGGGCAAAAACUGUUAUCUGAAGAUCUCAGUCCAAGCCAGUAACUGCUGUAUUUUUGCUACCCAUUUAUUUAUUGUUAUGUUUGUGCUAGAUCGGGUUUAUUGUAAGAAGCACGGGUUGCUGACCUUUUUCACGAAACCUUGAUUUGCCUCAUGGUGCACAUUGCAACUGGCUGUUUAAAAACAGUUGUUAUUGUGGAGGGGGUGCCAAAGUGAAAUAUUUUGACGUGGUUCCUAUUCCAAAUGAGGGUGAAAGGCAGGUGAAAACACUUGGUGGGAUUAUACUUGGUAGGUCAGAAGAGGUCUUAUAGCUAAAGAUUACAUAGGUAUUUCUCUAUUGAGAAGGACUUAACACCCCAAAUUGGAACUUUAUAAUUGGAUUGUCUUAAGAUGAAAUUUUGCCAAAACUUGGAGUCAAUUUUUAAUAAAACACAGUUCCACCAUUAGCCACGAGAGAGUCAGGACAACCAAUUACGUGGGAAAGCUUCUUUGCAAUGCCCGGCCUCUGACUGUGGCUCGAAGGAAGCCCAGCUUCUUGUAAGAAGUGUCAGGAAGCAACCCUGUCUGUGUAACAAAUCACAUGUUCUAUUAAAAUCAGUAACUGUGGUGUCCUAGACAGGUUAGCUGGAAAGGACAGCUGGGGAUCAUCUGGUCCAGCCUUGUCAAAACCAGGGCUAACACCAGCUCAGCUCUGGUCAGUUGUGAGGUUGUUUCACAGAGUGUUAGAGGCAUCCAGAGGUGGAGAUCUUGCACCUUGUGCUGAUGCUGCAGGACUCCCCUAGUGCCAAGCACGCACUCCCAGGUUGUAAUCUGUGGCUGUUGCCAUUCCUGUAUUUUCUGGCACUCAUGGGAAGAGUUUGGUACCAUCCUUUUCGUGCCCUCAAGAUAGUUGUAGGGUGUUAUUAGGUCACCUCUUAGCCUUCUUGUGCCAGACUAACCAAGCACAGCUUCCCUACCUUCUGUUUGUAGGUUCUGCUUUAGGCACCUGGCUGCUUAGGUGUGGUGGAGGGCCUACUGUCUCCAGUUGCCUCACAUCCCUCUACAACUGGGAAAAGGUCCCCAAAGUGGGCACAAUAUUUUGGAUGUGGCCUCACCAGGGCUGAGCAGAGAGGGACAGUAACUGUCAGCAAGAGCAUUGCUGGCUUGUGACCAACCUGUCCUUCACCAAAAACCCAGUCCCUCUCAGCAGGGCUGUCACUCUGUCAGUCACUUCCCAGCCUCUACUGGUGCCUCACCGCCCCCAAGGACAGAGCGCGGCACUUGCCCUUUCCAAGCUUCAUGAGGUUUCUGUUGGCCCUGCCUUCAUGGCUGUUGAGAUCCCCUGGACUGAAGCUUUGCCAGCUGUUACCAACCACGCUGCCAAGGUCGGUCCUGUUCGCAGGUUGCUGAGGGUACGUGCUAGGUCACCAUCCAAAGAUGCUGAACAACAGGGGAGCUGUUGCCUCUCAGAUUUUGGACAAGAGGUGACUCAAGACUACAGAGGUAUGACAUGAGCACUGUUUAUGACUACGAGUUUCUGGGGUAAAGCACAGGUUACCUUCCUCUUGGUGUUGUCUCAGCUACAAGCUGCUUAGUUACUUUUCCACUUAGUACAAAGGGAAUACUCGAUGAAUUUUCCCUUUAGUAUAAAGGCAAGAAAGCUUUAAAAAAGGAGAUGGUAAGUUUUAAAAGAUGUCCAUCCACCAAUCAGUUUCCCUUCAGAUCCUCUGGUGCCUCCUCAGCUCAGUUAAGGGAACUAGAUGGAGCAAGAGCACACACAGAUUUCGAGUCCAUGGUUGCAUUUCCUAGCCAAAAUCUUCGUUAGAGCACCUUCUCUAGAGGACUCCUUAAUGGGAGUUGAUAGCGUGCACAUAUACGUGUGUAUGUCUGUAUAUAUGAGUAUGUGAAUAUGCAUUUUUAGGAAGUUUGUUAUAUGUAGUAAGUUAUUGUGAUGUUCUUGUCACCAUUCCCACGUUCUGGUGAGACUUGAACCUCGCUCUAAGAAGGGAAAGUGACGUGAGGUGGAGCUGUACAUUAACAGGUUAUAUAGAAUAUUCCUUAAAAAAAAGAAAAAAAAAGUUUAAAAUAUUUAACUUUGAAAAAGAAUACAGAUACAAAUUUAUGUAAUGACACAGUUAAUUACAGAGAAGCCAUCCUGGAUUUAUCACGUACUUGAUAACACUGUAAACUUAGAAAACUGCCCGAAGUCCCAGCUUCGAAAAGCUCUCAGAAGUGGUAGGUGUAUCCGCUGCAGUGAUCCCGCGUGGAUCCCAGGCUUACUCACGGGGAAGGCAAAGUCACACUGAGUUCUCUGGGGAUGAAAUGAGUUCCACAAAACUCUUGAAUGUUGCUAGUUGUGGAACUGAAGCCUCCAGUUCAGUGCAGAGCAAGUUCUGCUGCGGCUGUUGGGCAGCGGUGGCGUGUCUCAGAGCACGCGUGCGGGUGAUGCUGGCCGUGUGCAGGGCAGCACGAGCCCCAGACGCAUCCUGCUGGCUCACGGGGAUCGGCAGUGUUUGCUUGCAAAUUGUACAUGGCCAGCUCAUAAAAAGAGAGUCUGUGUGUUGCUUGAGUGUGAAUUUUGCCUGUUGUGCAACAGCCUUAUUUUUGUAAUGAAAGCAAGCAGAGUUCUAGUUUGUUACACGAGAUGAUCUGGAAUUUUUUAACCAGUUUUGUAAUAAUGAAACGUUCAGGUAACAGAAACGUCCUGUGGAGAACCAAAUGGUCCCAGUUUUUAGUUAAGAUUUGUAUGUACCCCGCUUUUUAAAAGGGAGAGAGCAGCGUGAAUUAAAUUUUAAUCUUUGUACCGAGCUAAAGUUGCUGCGUGUGCCCACACACUGACUGUUCCAGGGGCUGUGACAGAGGUAUUCUCGGUGGUGCCACACGGCUGGAUAGUGCCUUGCCAGGAGGAGGACUGUUGGCGCAGGAUCUUCUCAGACGUGCUCGACUUUGAACUCAGAGAGAGCAAGUUUCUAUUAUUGCUAUUUUUUUAAUAACGCAGUAAAGUGAUGUUGGUGAGUCAAAAGACACGUGCUUUGUAGGGCUCAAAUAGUUCUUGCUGAGUCUCGUAAACUCUUGAAUUUCCUUAGUAUGGCUUUCUCUCUUUUAUUAUUUUAUUGACUGUUUAGAAUCAAACCUCCCAAGGAAGUGGAAAUGGAGUAAAAAGCCCCUAAAUCCAUCUUUAUGCUUCAAAAUAACCAUCUUAUCCAGGUGUUGAGCGGCCCAAGUGCUUCACUAAGAUGAGUAAGAGUUGCCAAGCUCAUAUUAGAGGAUUUCUUGGUCCUCCCUCCCUGCCCCUGCCCCCAGCCAGGCCAUUUAUUCAGGGAGUCCAGUUAUUUUGGGACUACCGUGCUUCCAAAAGUAAGAGCCCGAGAUCUGAGGCACGAGAGCUGCUUCACAGCAGGGUAAGAGCGGGGUCUUCACCAGCUAGUGCCAAAUCCCCUCAGUCUUAGGGGACCUGUCUGCCGGUUUCACUGGGUCUGCUUGUGCGUGCUGUGAGGAGGAGGCAGCCCCGGCUGCCCACCCUGCGCCCCAAACGUCUCGUUGGCAGCACCCUCAGCAGCCGUUCUCGCAGCGGCAGAUCCAGCUCACUCCCUUCUUCCUAUCCUUUGCCUCUUCCCAACGUGCUUCGUCCCGUCCUGCCGAGACCUGCGCGCAAAGCUUCAGCUCCCGACGUCCCCGUGAUGCUGCGGAUGCAGACCCGGUGCUCCAGGAGCACGCUGCAUCCCAUGCUGUGCACGCGUGGGGUCUGACAGUCUGUGUUAACGCCGCGUUCAUCGAAUAAAAAAAUGUUCUGAAAAGA
Anas platyrhynchos (mallard) is the source of this 4762-nucleotide messenger RNA. The record is from RefSeq and is a predicted model, not a curated record. Lineage: Eukaryota; Metazoa; Chordata; Aves; Anseriformes; Anatidae.